Molecule: messenger RNA, 1254 nt
Organism: Uncinocarpus reesii 1704
Lineage: Eukaryota; Fungi; Ascomycota; Eurotiomycetes; Onygenales; Onygenaceae
Product: acetate kinase
Exons: 5
Coding region: 1-1254 (417 amino acids)
Biological process (GO): phosphorylation; acetate metabolic process
Molecular function (GO): acetate kinase activity
Source: RefSeq, a predicted model, not a curated record
AUGGGAGAAGCAAUUCUUGCAAUCAACGCCGGCACGUCGUCGGUGGGCGUCACCAUCUUCAACCGCGAAAACCCGCCAAGGAAAAUCGCAACCGCCAAAGUGGCUGGAAUCACUGCACCGCCACGGGUCUUCAAGUAUGCGCACGGCGACACCAAACAGAGCAAAGAAAUCGAGGAGCAAAUAGACACUCCGCAGAACGCAUUCAAAUACCUUCUGACACAUUUCCUCAAUGACUCUGAACUGGAAAUAGCUGGCAAAAAGGAUGACAUUGCCUACAUCUGCCAUCGGGUUGUGCAUGGCGGUGACUUCAAGCAUGAGGCGGUGAUUACCACCGACACAUUUGGCUACCUCGAAGCGCUGCAGGACCUUGCUCCCCUACACAAUACGGCAUCUUUGGACAUCAUCCGAACAUGUCUCAAUGAAAUUCCAAACGCGAAAAGCGUGGCAUAUUUCGAUACAACCUUUCACCAGUCACUCCCAGACUAUAUCAAGACAUAUCCCGUUCGCCAGGACGUUGCCAGGUCGAAUUGGCUGCGAAAGUACGGUUUCCAUGGCAUUAGUUAUAAAUUCAUCGCGCGCUCCGUCGCAGAGUUCCUUAAAAAACCCCUGGACUCGACGAACAUCAUCGCCCUCCAUCUCGGUAGUGGCGCAUCUCUAUGUGCCAUUAGGGCUGGAAAACCGAUAGAUACUUCAAUGGGCCUUACGCCUCUUGCUGGACUACCGGGAGCCACACGCAGCGGAGACAUUGACCCAACGCUGGUAUUUCACUAUACAUCCGAAGCGUCUAAAUUGAGCUCGUCAAGCACCAAGGAUAUGCGCCUCACACAGGCCGAAGAGAUCCUAAACAAACAAGCUGGUUGGAAGGCUCUUACGGGCUCAACCGAUUUUUCCAAAAUAGCGACAGAAAGUCCCGAAACGGACAUGCACAGGCUAGCAUUUGAUAUAUUCGUCGACCGCAUCGUUGGCUUCAUCGGAAGCUAUUUUGUUAAACUAGACGGAGUGGUUGACGCGGUAGUAUUUGCAGGUGGUAUUGGGGAGAAGAGCGCAAUCCUUCGAAAGGCCAUUGCAGAAAAAUGCCGAUGUCUCGGAUUUUUGAUUAACCAGCAAGCAAACUCGAAAGAUAUCGCUGAUGAUGCACAUACUGUGACUGAUAUGUCUGCAAAAUCUGGCCAAAAACCGGCGGUAUUAGUUUGCCAAACUGAUGAAGAGGUAUCAGAUCCCAGGUUCCGUUUCUCCAUUGUUCUCUUAUGCUAA